Carlito syrichta (Philippine tarsier) is the source of this 1209-nucleotide messenger RNA. RefSeq names its product glycogen synthase kinase 3 alpha (gene GSK3A). NCBI's taxonomy places the organism in Eukaryota, Metazoa, Chordata, Mammalia, Primates, Tarsiidae. Gene Ontology annotation, molecular function: protein serine/threonine kinase activity; ATP binding. Gene Ontology annotation, biological process: extrinsic apoptotic signaling pathway in absence of ligand; negative regulation of canonical Wnt signaling pathway; insulin receptor signaling pathway. The annotation marks the transcript as partial. Gene Ontology annotation, cellular component: nucleus; cytosol; axon. The transcript is spliced from 11 exons. The record is from RefSeq and is a predicted model, not a curated record.
GGAGUGAAGCUGGGCCGUGACAGCGGGAAGGUGACAACAGUGGUAGCCACCCUAGGCCAAGGUCCAGAGCGUUCCCAAGAGGUGGCUUACACAGACAUCAAAGUGAUUGGCAAUGGCUCAUUUGGGGUCGUGUAUCAGGCACGGCUGGCAGAGACCAGGGAACUGGUUGCCAUCAAGAAGGUUCUUCAGGACAAGAGAUUUAAGAAUCGAGAACUGCAGAUUAUGCGUAAGCUGGACCACUGCAAUAUUGUGAGGCUGAGAUAUUUUUUCUACUCCAGUGGGGAGAAGAAAGAUGAGCUUUACCUAAAUCUGGUGCUGGAAUAUGUGCCCGAAACAGUGUACCGGGUGGCCCGCCAUUUCACCAAGGCCAAGUUGACCAUCCCUAUCAUCUAUGUCAAGGUGUACAUGUACCAGCUCUUCCGGAGCUUGGCCUACAUCCACUCCCAGGGUGUGUGUCACCGUGACAUCAAGCCCCAGAACCUGCUGGUGGACCCUGACACUGCUGUUCUCAAGCUCUGCGAUUUUGGCAGUGCAAAGCAGUUGGUCCGGGGGGAGCCCAACGUCUCCUACAUCUGUUCUCGCUACUACCGGGCCCCAGAGCUCAUCUUUGGAGCCACUGAUUACACCUCAUCCAUCGAUGUGUGGUCAGCUGGCUGUGUACUGGCUGAGCUCCUCCUUGGCCAGCCCAUCUUCCCUGGGGACAGUGGGGUGGACCAGCUGGUGGAAAUCAUCAAGGUGCUGGGAACACCAACCCGGGAACAAAUCCGAGAGAUGAACCCCAACUACACGGAGUUCAAGUUCCCCCAGAUUAAAGCUCACCCUUGGACAAAGGUGUUCAAGUCUCGAACGCCGCCAGAGGCCAUCGCACUCUGCUCUAGCCUGCUGGAGUACACACCGUCCUCAAGGCUCUCCCCACUAGAGGCCUGCGCCCACAGCUUCUUUGAUGAACUGCGAUGUCUGGGAACCCAGCUUCCCAACAACCGCCCGCUUCCCCCGCUCUUCAAUUUCAGUCCUGGUGAACUCUCCAUCCAACCAUCUCUCAACGCCAUACUCAUCCCUCCUCACUUGAGGUCCCCAGCGGGCACUACCACCCUCACCCAGUCCUCACAAGCUUCAACUGAGACUCAGACCAGCUCAGACUGGCAGUCGCCCGAUGCCACACCUACCCUCACUAAUUCUUCCUGAGGGCCUCACCAACCACCGUUCCAC